AUGAAUAACCUACGGAAAUCAUUGGAGGUUAAUGUCGAGGCUGUCCAUAAUAUUACAGUGGCUUGUUUGCCGCUAUUAAGAGAGGUCAAUCGGAAGACGGUGUUGAACAUGAGCUCGAUUGCAGGGUCUAUGGCACACGCUGAGCGAUUCAUGAUCGCGCCUGACCCUGCAUAUAAAAUAUCGAAGGCUGCACUGAACUGCUUAACCAGAGUAUAUGCAUUGGAAUUGGAGAGCGAAGGCUUCACAAUCUUUGCAGUCUCACCCGGAUGGCUUAGGACAGACCAGGGCGGUCCGUAUGCCGAUCUUGACGCUGAAACCGGCGCAAACGCAAUGCUGGACCUCCUAUCAAGGGAUAGAGCAGACCUAAAUGGAAAGUUUCUAAAUAUUCACGUCCCAAGUUGGGAGAAAACGACAGGGCUGCAUCAGUAUGACGGGGCUGAGCUUCCAUGGUAA
Molecule: messenger RNA, 453 nt
Organism: Venustampulla echinocandica
Lineage: Eukaryota; Fungi; Ascomycota; Leotiomycetes; Helotiales; Pleuroascaceae
Exons: 3
Coding region: 1-453 (150 amino acids)
Molecular function (GO): oxidoreductase activity, acting on the CH-OH group of donors, NAD or NADP as acceptor
Source: RefSeq, a predicted model, not a curated record